Molecule: messenger RNA, 5450 nt
Organism: Capra hircus (goat)
Lineage: Eukaryota; Metazoa; Chordata; Mammalia; Artiodactyla; Bovidae
Gene: TRIM23
Product: tripartite motif containing 23
Exons: 7
Coding region: 743-1555 (270 amino acids)
Biological process (GO): intracellular protein transport; vesicle-mediated transport
Cellular component (GO): lysosomal membrane; plasma membrane; cytoplasm
Molecular function (GO): GTP binding; zinc ion binding; GTPase activity
Source: RefSeq, a predicted model, not a curated record
AAUAAGUUUUUUGAAAAGUCUCUGUCUUUACGGAAAUUUAUAAUCCAUCAUGGAAGAGUUUCAAGUGUGGUAACUGUUUACUUUGUGGGGGAAAUGCAGGAUGCCCUGGCAGUGUGCAUAUAAACAGCAUUAACUUAGGUAAGUCUUGGAAGGCUUUGUAGAAGAUGUGAUGUCUAAACUGAGAUUUAAAGGAAUUUAGUCAGGGAGAAGAGUGAGAUGGGAGAGAGUUGUUCCAGAGAGGGAAGCAUAUGUUAAAAUACCUGGCAGUGAGACUUGGACAUAUUGUAGAAACUUAACUAAGUUCACUGUGAUUGAAGCUUUGAGUAUUGGGGUGGCAGAUGGUAAGAAAAGACGUUGGAGAAUUAAGGGCCAAAUCGUGCAACAUCUUGUUAGCUAUGUUAAAGAGUUUGGACUUUAUCUCACAGGCAGUGAUGAGCCAUUGAAGAAUUGUCAUAGGAAUAACUUAAUCAGAUUUGCAUUAAGAAAGGUUGCUGUUUAAUAUAAAAAAUGAAUUGGAGGAACAACAAGAUUGGAAGCAAGGAGACCUCUUGUGAGGUUGCUGAAAUUAUCUACUUGAGAAUUGUUUGUGGCCCAUAAUACUGCAGUAUUGAGGAUGGAGAGAAGCACAUGGCUUUGAGAUGUUAAAGAAGUAGAAUAGGUACCAGGUACUGCAGAGAAUGCCCGAUCGUGUGUCCGAGCUUAUUUUUCUGAUCUGCAUGAAACUCUGUGUCGUCAAGAAGAAAUGGCUCUAAGUGUUGUUGAUGCUCAUGUUCGAGAAAAAUUGAUUUGGCUUAGGCAGCAACAAGAAGAUAUGACUAUUUUGUUAUCUCAGGUUUCAACAGCCUGUCUCCAUUGUGAAAAGACUUUGCAACAGGAUGAUUGUAGAGUUGUUUUGGCAAAACAAGAAAUUACAAGGUUACUGGAAGCAUUGCAAAAGCAGCAGCAGCAGUUUACAGAAAUUGCAGAUCACAUUCAGUUGGAUGCCAGCAUCCCUGUCACUUUUACAAAGGACAAUAGAGUUCACAUUGGACCCAAAAUGGAAAUUCGAGUUGUUACAUUAGGAUUAGAUGGUGCUGGAAAAACUACUAUUUUGUUUAAAUUAAAACAGGAUGAGUUUAUGCAGCCUAUUCCAACAAUUGGUUUUAAUGUGGAAACUGUAGAAUAUAAAAAUCUAAAGUUCACCAUUUGGGAUGUAGGUGGAAAACACAAAUUAAGACCAUUGUGGAAACAUUAUUACCUUAAUACUCAAGCUGUUGUGUUUGUUGUUGAUAGCAGUCAUAGAGACAGAGUUAGUGAAGCACACAGUGAACUCGCAAAGUUGUUAACAGAAAAAGAACUCCGAGAUGCCUUACUCCUGAUUUUUGCUAACAAACAGGAUGUUGCUGGAGCUCUGUCAGUAGAAGAAAUCACUGAGCUUCUUAGUCUCCAUAAAUUGUGCUGUGGCCGAAGCUGGUAUAUUCAGGGCUGUGAUGCUCGAAGUGGUAUGGGACUGUAUGAAGGAUUGGACUGGCUCUCACGCCAACUUGUGGCUGCUGGAGUGUUGGACGUUGCCUGAUUUUAAAUGUAGCAGUUGUUUAAAGUUUUGUGGUUAAAGAGUUAUUUUGCACAUAAUAUGAUGUAAGAAAUUCUACAUCUGAAAGUAAAUUUACAAUGUAUAUAUUAAUAUAAAAGGAAUCUUGGAUUGGGAAUUCAGUACAAUAUUACUUUUAAAAACUAGUAAAAUUUAAAUAGCUGAUUGAGCAGAUUAAAUUGGAUUAAACAGGGAUUUACUGGGUAUAUAUUUUUUUUAAACAUACAUUUGUUAAGUUUUUCAGAUUACACGUGUACACACAGAUUAUUUAGCACACACACGUGCACGUUCUACUUACUGUUGGUACUACUGUUAUGAAAAACUGGGAUCCAUUAGUAUUCAGUCCAGCAUUGGGAAGUAAGUAGUCACAGUGAAAGAGCAGGUGAAGGUUUAUUCACUCAAGGAAGAAUAGCCAACCAAGUGUCUAGUGAACCAGAGGUUCUGUUGAACCUCUGUAUGAAGUGAAGCAUGGCUUCUUAACUUGCCUUUUCACUGGAUUUUGGCAGUAUUCAGUAGCAAAAAAGGCAAUGACUUAAUGAAAUAAAAUCCAAACUGCAUCUUUGGGUAAUAGGAUUACUUUAAUGUUCAGUAUAACAGAACAUCUAAUGCUAAGAACUAUAAGCUAUAGAAGAUUAAUAUUUUAUACAGUAUUUUAUUAAAGCUCUCUUAAAGCCUUUUGUAUAAAACCCGAUGAGUUAGACUGAAAUGUAAUCCUACUAGGCCUGAUACCAGAUUAGUACUACACUGAAGAACAAUUAAUAAAAAACUGAAAGUCAGUUAUAUUCUAGUUGAUCUUCACUUGUGAAAAGACUGAUUUGCAGAGCUGAACCUGGAUAUAUUAUUUCCAAGGUCAGAGUUCUAAAUUCGUCCUUCUAUUUUUCAAUAUAAAGUACCUAGUAGUGUGUUUUUUAAAAAUAAUAUUGCAUCUUUAAGGAGAAUGACUAUAGGUAAAAUGUAGUAAGUUACACACAGAAGCCAGUGUUGGUCUUACAUAAAAGGUAGAGAUCUAAGUAGAAAUUACCUCUACCUCAAGAGAAGUUAUUUAAGCAGUAGAAAUGAUUACCUUAAAAUGUUUUCCCAAAAUAAGUGCAUUUAUUUAAACAAUGUGAUCAAGGGUUUUCAUGACAAGGCCUUAAGAGGUUUUUUGAGAGAAACAUGUCUACGAAAGGAAAAGAAGAAAUGUGUAAAAAAUUUAUAUCACAUUUAUUACAGGGUUGUGAGUAAAAAAAUUAAAGUGUGCGCUCUUUACUGUUUUUCAUUUUUUAAGGAAACUCCCUUAUGGCAGUCUAAUUUUAUAUUUAAAAAUACCUAGAUUUGGUUUUAUAGGUUUUUUUUUUUAAAUGCUCUGUAUACUUUAGAUGAAGUGUUUCCCAGGGGGCUCUUUCAUAAAGAAUCUAUAUGCCAUCGUAGGAGACACGGGUUCAGUCCCUGGAUUGGGAAGAUCCCCUGGAGAUGGGAAUGGCAGCCCACUCCAGUGGUCUUGCCUGGAGAAUCCCAUGGACAGAGGAGCCUGGUGGGCUACUGUCCAUGGGGUCACAAAGAGUCAGGCAUGACUGAGCACAUACUUUAGGAUGAAGUUAAAUCCUUAUGAUGGCUGAUGACAAGAUGUGACUUCUGGGUAGCACUGUUUUGGUUCAGUCUCUUCAAAUAUAAUUCGUUUAAAAACAACAAAACUUUUAGAAAACAAAGCAUUAAAAGUCUGUCAGUUAUGGGCAGUGUGUAAAUAAGUAAAUGUAAUAUUUCAUCCUUUAUUUUUCAAGUAAAAGGUCAUGCUGUUACAAGUGUAGUUUGUGCAUAUAAUACUUCUGAAUUAAAUUAAUAUUUGAUUGCAGUAACUGUGAAAAAUAAAAGUGUUACAUUUGCCUGUGAUCCCUUGAACUGUUUUGUCUACUAGGUAAUUCAAAAACAGUCUAACACUAAUGUGUAAACUUGCUUUCUUCUGUAAAUUUAUUUUACCUGUUUUGCUUGACUUUUAAAUCACAUUCCUAGCAUAUUUCUACAACAAUUUAAAAAUUGUGCUUAGACCUGAUUAUAAUGUAUCUAGUAGUAGUAUUUAUUUUUUCAAGAAGUUUUUUUCAGGCUCUUAUUUUUAUCUCUGGUUGUACUUUCACUAAUUAUUAGCAAGACUGCGCUAGUUCCCUCUGGGAAAUGUCAAACUUCAGAGGUUUUAAAUACAGUCUAUUUGGAUUUGCCUCCUGGCACUGAAUUUCUGUAUUAAGCUAAAUACUAUUGUAUAGUUUAUGUCAAGCAGGUUUUUCAAGUGUAUAGUCUUGGGUCUAUAAUUCUGGAAUGCUUUAUAAUCACCAUAAGCCAUUAUUUACAUUAUACAAAUCAUCAGUAUGGAUAGCAAUAAAAUGUUAAGAUCACUUUAAAGAAAUCCUAUCAUCUUUCUAAAAAUUCUUGAAUCAUCCUGAAUCAUCUAUAUAGUAGUAUUGCUAGUAACCAAUUAAAGUCAUAUUUGUGCUGUGGUUAAGAGAAACAAAACAAAAUGGGAUAGGGAUUGAAUGUCAAAUUGAGAUCGUUUAUUAAAAAUUUAGAAAUGUUAUUUUUUAUUUGCAAUUUAAGUCACAUUUAAAUGUAUAUUAAAACUGUAGUGUUUUUUAAAGGAGAGCUAAAAUUCUGCACUGACUAAAGUGAAAUAAUUGCUUUAAAAAUUUUAAAUUUAACUUGUUUCACACAGAAUAUCAUAUUUUAAAUAGCUGUUUUCAGAAAAGGCCUUGGGAAACCUCGUUAUAUCCUGAGCUAAUAUUGCUAAAAGAAAGACUUUUUAUGUAACACUGAGAUACUUCUCAAUUUGCAAGGAGGUAAUAAGGAAGAAAAUAGCUAUACUUUUCCCUAUAAAGAGUAAUAAAUGAAAAGAAGUAAUGAGUAAGUAUUAGUAUCUUGCUAAUAGUUUAAAACAUGCUUCAAAAUAGACAUAUGAAUAAAUGAAAAGGACUAAUGAGUAAGUAUCAGUAUCUUGCUAAUAGUUUAAAACAUGCUUUAAAAUAGACAUAUGGCAAUGUAUGUUUUUUAGGUCUGAUUAUGGUAAAUUUGUGACAUGGAAUGGAAAAAUUCAUUAAUCAAACAUGAUUUCCCUCAAAGCAAAAAUAAUUGUAUUUUGGGGAGGAUGAGGCAUCACCACCACCACUUGUUGGCAGUUAUUACCCAAAAUUUAGGAUUAAGCUUUUAUGAAUGAAUUGAUAGAUAAGUCUAAACACCUAAAAUUAGGGAAAAAAAGAUAAAUGUUAUAGUGCAAAGUGUCAUUUUGUGUCCCGGUUUUAGUUCUUUUUACAAGGAGGACACAAUAUUACAGUUACGGCAUGUUCUUCCAUCAGUUUGUGGUACACAAUGGGUAAAGGAAAUAUUCCUGCCGAUCAGUAGAAGGAAAAGUACAAGCUUAGAUAUAAAGCAUGAGAAUGUGAAUUUCCUAAACAGGUCUGUUGAACAUGUACCUCCUGUAAGUCCUUAAAGAGUUUAUUUGGAAAGUAGAAGCAGUGAUUCUGAAUAGUUAUGGAGUAAUUUAUGAGGGUGAAUGAAGAAAUCAGUUUACGACUUAAUCUCAUAUUGCUCUAAUUUCUACUAAUCUUUCCCUUGUUAGAUGUUAACAGUUUUACUCAUACUUAGUUUUUUUGAUGAUAUAUUUUGUAAGAUGAGAUACUAUAACCUGAAGACAAAAAUUGUUUAGCUACAUUAGAAAAAUGAUGUGAAAAUAGUAAAUGAACUAUUAUAUAAAACCAUGGACUCAGGUAUUCAUUUAUUCUGAUUCUUUUAUUUGAAGAAUAUUUCGUAACUAUUCAGGAAUUUAACACUUUUGACCAGAGGAACUCCCUAUUUAUUGAAGUUUUGCUUACUACUUACUUAGACUCUUGAGAGUCCCUUGGACUGCAAGGAGAUCAAA